ACUGAGAUCCCUCAUGCCUUGGUGCAGCCAAAAACAAAAAAACAAACAAAAAAACCCAACACUGCUUUAUUGAUUUUGUUGCUCAGCGUUCCUGCUUUGGCCACGAGGAGCUCUUUGAUUUGCCUUUGUGUCCCAUUUUCACAGUCCCAUUGACUUUGGUUCCUGCCUGACACCUCAGGGUGGUCCAGGCUCAUCGUUGAGUUUCUGGCCCCGUCUUAGAAGCAGCUGUUCAUCCCCGAGCCAGGGACCAUUUUAGGUAGGAAACAGCGGCAGAGGCCACCUGGAACAGAAUCCUGCUUGUGCUUCCUAGGAUGUUCCGUACCAGCGGGUGCCUGGGAGGACCUGGAGGGCAGGAGGGGCUUCCAGAGCUGGCUCAGGGGGGCAUCUGCCUCGUUUGCAUCAUUUUACAGGAAAGCAUAUUGAUUCAUUGGGUGAUUUUAAAGCAAGGGAUACCUCCAAGCAUACCGGUGCCCAGUGGCAUCUCCGUGACACCAGUCCUUCAUCCUUUUUUCCUCCUGGUCCCCUCCGUGUGGUUGGCUGAGCUUUGAGUGCGCCUGCACUAGGAGGUUAAAGGACUGAGUCUCCCGCCAUCCUGAGCAGGCCUGGAAUGGGUAAUGGUGUGAAGGAAGGCGUGGUGCGUUUGCGUGAGGAUGCUGAGCCCAUCCUGCCCGCUCAUGUGUCUUCAAAGAGUGAUCACAGGCAAGUUCUUAGCUCCCUCCUGUCAGGGGCCCUGGCUGGCGCUCUUGCCAAAACGGCGGUAGCUCCCCUGGACCGAACCAAAAUAAUCUUCCAAGUGUCCUCGAAAAGAUUUUCUGCCAAGGCACCAGGGCCAAGGCCACCCAUCUGCACCCUGAGCUCUGCCUGGACACAGCCCACCCUGGGAAUUGAUGGGAGACCCCCCCCCCGCAUCCUUGGGGUAGUGGAGGCCUUCCGGGUCCUCUACUUCACCUACCUCAACGAAGGCUUCCUCAGCCUGUGGCGCGGAAACUCGGCCACCAUGGUGCGCGUGGUGCCCUACGCCGCCAUCCAGUUCAGCGCGCACGAGGAGUACAAGCGCCUACUGGGCAGCUACUACGGCUUCCGCGGAGAAGCCCUGCCCCCUUGGCCCCGCCUCCUCGCUGGUGCACUGGCUGGAACGACGGCCGCUUCGCUGACCUACCCCCUGGACCUGGUCAGGGCACGGAUGGCCGUGACCCCAAAGGAAAUGUAUAGCAACAUCUUUCACGUCUUCAUCCGUAUCUCCCGAGAAGAGGGGCUGAAGACCCUCUACCACGGAUUCAUUCCCACCGUGCUGGGGGUCAUUCCCUACGCCGGCCUGAGCUUCUUCACCUACGAGACACUCAAGAGCCUGCACAGAGAGUACAGUGGCCGCCUGCAGCCCUACCCCUUUGAGCGCAUGAUCUUCGGGGCCUGCGCGGGCCUCAUCGGGCAGUCGGCCUCCUACCCGCUGGACGUGGUGCGGCGGCGCAUGCAGACGGCCGGUGUCACGGGCCACCAGCGCACCUCCAUCGCGCGCACGAUGCACACCAUCAUGCGGGAGGAGGGCGUGGUGCGCGGCCUCUACAAAGGCCUGAGCAUGAACUGGCUCAAGGGUCCCAUCGCUGUGGGCAUCAGCUUCACCACCUUUGACCUCAUGCAGAUCCUGCUGCGGCACCUGCAGAGCUAGGGGCCAGUGGGGUCGGCUGCUCUCGAGCUUCAGUUCGCGGUGGACCGCUGACCCCUUCUGUUUCUGAGCCCAGCGAGCAAGGGUGCGCUGGGUUCCACCCAGGAGGUGCGCGGAUGCGCCUUGUGGAACAAGCUGGGGGGCCUGGGCUCAGUGCGCACAGGUCUGAGGGGAAAGCCAGUGGCCCUCGAAGUGCAUUGUUGGGACCGGGGGGCCGGAGCUCCCGUGCUCCCCUUUUCCCGCCUCAGCAGGGCCAGGGCUGCCCCGGGAGGUAUUACCGUGAACGCCCUGAGUGAUGAGGGGCCAGCACUGCUUCCUGGUGCGCUCUGUGUCCUUGGACAGGCCCCUGGUUCUAGUGACCUGGUCCCCCCUGGGCUCAGAGCCAGACCCCGCCUGCCCCUUGUUGUUCCGAGUCUAUGUCCGUAGUGGGGGCAGCCCCAGAGAGUGUGGGGCUGAGGCCUGGCCUCCUGCCCUGUCCCCAUGAGACCAGCCUCCUGCUCAGCUGUGGCUACAAAUGCAGCCUCUCGCCCCGCCCUGCCUGGCCCGCCUUUCCUGCCUUCACCACUUCCCCCGUAACACAACUCCUUGUCUGUCCCCGUCUACAGCUUGGGCACAGCCUUCUCCGAAGAGUGUUACCCCGAUCCCAGACUCUAUCCCGGGCCCCUGGGAUUGGGUCUUCCCCUCUGUUGCGCCCCCCCACGCCCCAGUUUGUAAUGUUCUCCGGAGGGUCACGCCUCCUCCGGGCAACAGGGUUUGAGGAAUUGCCUUGGAUUUUGGGUCUGAGCCCCAGCCUGAAGCAUCUGCCUGGGUUGCCAGGAAGCUCUCAUCCCCGCCCCACUGGCUGCACUAAUGGAGGCUGGGCCUCAGGCCUUGACCCUCUGCCCAUAGGCAUGGGGGCUCGUGGGGAGGACCCAUGGCAUCUGGCACAUCCCUGGCUCCCCACCUGAGCAGUUAUUUGGCUGGGACAUGGGGCAAUUUAAGGCCCGUGGGGUUGUCUGAUUUCCCGUGAACGGAGUACGUGGAGGCAGCUGGCCGUCUUGAUUCUCCCAAAGUGAGAGCCCGAGACAGCAUCUGGCCUGGGGGCAGGAAGCUUGGAAGAGUCAGGGUACCCCAGAGAUCUGGUCUCACAGAGGAGGCCCCCCAGGGCCCACCGGGAAUCACAGGGACUUGGAAACACCUGUUUCCUAAUGACAUUUGGAGUUUGUUUUUUUUUGGUUUGGUUUUGCAAUUUGGCUGGCCCUGGGUCUAGACACAGUAAACCCUGACCAGUCCAAUCUGGUUCCAGGACCAGGACCACCAGAGGGUCGGUUUUCACAGUGGGCUCAGUAGCCAUGAUGUGUGAAAGGGUCUGAGAGGGUAUCUUUGUUGCCACACAUGCAUUUCCAGUUGUGACUUUCAUUUCCUCCCUUUGUUCUGUCCUGUUUCUGUUUUUCUUGCCUUAGUCCCGUGGGUGUGAAGACCCCUCUUUCUGUCCUUCCUGCAUGUUUCCACCAGCCAGCCCCAGUCUUGUCCCCAGACUCUCAUUCCUGGGGGCCCAAGCAGCCUGUGAUGGCUGUCCUGUUGGGUAAGCAUCCGACCCACCUUCUCCCCCAGCCUUGCCCAGUGCUCAGGAGAGGCAGGGGCGUCCCUCACAGGGAGACAGGAUGGGAACGUGAGGGCCCCCAGGCGAGAACAGCAGGGACUGGCGGUCCACCCCAGGUGGGUGAGACCAAAUAGGUGGUUAGGCAGCACCCUCCUCUGAGCUGCAGGCUGGGCAGGAGCGGGGAGGGUCCCCCAGGUUUGCUGGCCCCAGUUCGCCUCCCCAAGGUGGCUCCCAGCCAAGCGAGCCUCGGCAGCAUCGCCCCGACCCCCCCCCCAGCCCUGCACACAGUCGGACCUGCACCCUCGGCAGUCACCCCUCUCACUGAUUGCCUGGCCUGAUUUGGAGUUACAUUUUGACGCCAUGAAGACACUUUGUUUAUAUAUAUUGUUUAUAUAUUUUAAAGAUUUGUGACAAGAGAGUAUAUUUAAUAAAAAUUAAAAUGACUUUUUCUCCU
Molecule: messenger RNA, 3699 nt
Organism: Aethalodelphis obliquidens (Pacific white-sided dolphin)
Lineage: Eukaryota; Metazoa; Chordata; Mammalia; Artiodactyla; Delphinidae
Gene: SLC25A42
Product: solute carrier family 25 member 42
Exons: 9
Coding region: 608-1666 (352 amino acids)
Biological process (GO): transmembrane transport
Cellular component (GO): mitochondrial inner membrane
Source: RefSeq, a predicted model, not a curated record